CCCUCCUAACCCUGCCCCCACCCCCAUCCCUCUCCCCAUCUUAUUCCCUGCAUGUUUCUUCCCCAAUGUGUCUGUUACCCCAUGUGUGAAACUAUGACCUUGACUAUGACUACCACAGCACUGAGAGAUGCUCACAGUUGCUCUACACACAGUGCUUAUCUAUGCUAAUGUCUAACCAGACAGAGAGAAAGAGAAGAAUUGAGGGUUGAUGAAUAGCAAUGAGCAGCCUGUCCUGGCUACAAUACAAUGAAUACUUGAGUGUGCAUGUAAAUGUGUUUUCAUGCGUGUGGAGGAUGUUUGCCAGGGGAUUGUUGGAGCUUAGACCAGCUCCUCAUGCUGGUCGUGUACCUCUGUGUAACACUGGCUGUCUGACAGCGAGCAUGGCUUCAGAGAAGGAAGUCUCAUGUUGUCCUUCAUAAUGAGACCAUCAAAGGAGAGACCAGCAAGGAGGGAGGAGGGUUCAGAGCCUGACAUGAAAAUGCAUUAGCUCACAUGAGCUGAAGAGGGGGGAGAUGAUUUUAUAGAGACCUGUAGGAUGAUCCUUUAGAAGGGGAAUGGAGGAGAGGAGAGAGAUAGAUGCAUUAGCAAGCAGGGGAGAUCAGUAUCUGUCUGCCAUCAGGAGGGAGGGCUAGGAGGAGAGCCUGCUGUGGAUUGGCCGGGCUCACACAGCGGUGGAACAUCAAAGCCCGGGGCAUUAUCUGUUUCUAUCCCCCAGAGUGACCGAGAGACUGCUUUGAAGUGCAGGAGUAGAAAGCUGUCUAGGAGGAUGGAGAGACAGAGGAGGGGGGGAGGGAAAGGAGGAGAGAUAGGAGGAGGAAGAGAAAGGUCCACUCCAUGACUUAAUGAGGGAAGAGUGUAAGGAGAUGGUGAAAGGGUAUAAUGGGUGGAACAAUCGUAAAAAAUGAAGAGUUCAUCUUUUGGAUAAUUAUCUGUUCCUCUGAGGAGAAUUGAGUAGAGCUCAACUGAACAUACGUGUCCAUUAUCCUUAAAUAACUGACAUUUUGCUUUGUGGACCUUGAGAGAAGAAAGGAGCAACAGGCACCUGCUAAGCAUCCAGAGCAAGAUCCUGCCAAUGUUUAACAUUGUCCUUAUGGAAGAAGCUUUAGUUUCACUCUUUUUGAUAAUGACGUUCUGCUAGCUACGGUGCAGGAUGAUCCUCUCCAAGCCUAUAUUACAUAAUCAUACACCGUGUAGAUGUUGUACUGGAAAGGUAUUCUUGCAGAACCUGAGCCCAUCUCAUAUCUGACAUGACCGGCAUGACUGUGGCAGACUCUGAUCCCAGGACCGACUGCUCAGUCUGCCCUGAUUGGACGACAGUGAUAGGGCUGGGCGUGUGUUAUCCCCGGACUGUCAAACAGGAAGUGACUGAUUUAGCAGCCAAUAGCGCACAGCCAAAAGGGUCUCCUUUAUUAAGCCCGGGAGGCGUUUUAUGACACACACUCGCUCGCAUUCUCUCUGCUUUCUUUCUUUUUUCCCCUCAGUUUCUUUUCACUCCCGUUGAACGUGCUGUCUUAGCGCAGUGGCACAGACGCUGCAGUCUACUGCAUUGCAGAUAGAUAUUCGACACACGUUCACACACUCCCAGUUCAAAAGUUAAAGAGAGAGUUCAUGUUCCUUCUUCCUAACCCAGAGUCCUGGAUGUGUCUCCCUAGGCUGUGCUGCAGCCCGUCCCCUGUUCAAUGCCCACCCCAUUCUGAUCAGGGCCAAACCCCCAACAUUCCCAGCUGCUGAAGUCUCUCCAUUUUGGGAAACUAGCGUGGCUUAUUGUUGGUGCCAUGACUGUGGUGACUCAGUCUGUACACUCUCUCUGUCACACACACACACACACACACAGACUGAUUGCUGAGACAUUAUCUCCUGCACGCACACGAAUUGCUGUGGUUUGAGCCCAGCGAGUCGAACAGUUGGUCGGCACCGAGACAGAGCUUGAUCCUGAGGGGCCCUUCUACUGGAAUAUUCUACUGUGGGGCCAAGGCUAUGCUUCUGGGUGUGUGUAGUCAUACUAGUGUUGGCUGAUCAGAGACAGAUGGAACAAUGCUGGAAUCAACCCUACCUUUCCUUGCUCUGUGAUGCCUCUUGGGACGUCUGGACCUGAGAGAAGUGCAGCCACCAGCUCAGCUCACUUGGAGGACCUGGCGUACCUGGAUGAGCAGAGACACGCUCCGCUGCGCACGUCGCUGCGCAUGCCCAGACAGAACACGGUGGCCGGCCGCCCCGGCCAGGACCCGAGAGUGCGCCUGGCGCCGUACAGGCCUGCGGACAUCUCUCUGAAGCCUCUGCUCUUUGAGGUGCCCAGCAUCACCAUGGACUCGGUCUUCACCGGCAGGGAGUGGCUCUUCCAGGAGAUCGAUGCCCAGCUCAACAACCCCGACUCCAGCAACAACCGCGGCGUGGUGGUGGUGGGCAACAUCGGCUUCGGCAAGACGGCCAUCAUCUCCCGCCUCGUGGCGCUCAGCUGCCACGGCACCCGCAUGAGGCAGAUCGCCUCGGACAGCCCGCAGGCCUCACCUAAACGUAGGCACCCAGCCUCGCCUCUCCCCCUCUUGACAGGGACCCCGAUUAGUUGUCCCACCUGUGAGCCCGUGUGUCUCUGUCCCCCGUCAGAUGGAGAGGGUCUUCCCCUCAGCCACGGCACCCUGGGGGGGGGCAGCUGUCCCGGGACCCCGGAGAUGAGGCGACGCCAGGAGGAGGCCAUGAGACGCCUGGCCUCUCAGGUGGUGGCCUACCACUACUGCCAGGCGGACAACGCCUACACCUGCCUGGUGCCGGAGUUUGUCCACAACGUGGCGGCCCUGCUGUGCCGGGCUCCCCAGCUCCUGGCCUACAGAGAGCUGCUCCUGAGGGAGCCCCACCUACAGAGCAUGCUCAGUCUGCGCUCCUGCGUCCAGGACCCCCUGGCGUCACUGAGGAGGGCGGUCCUGGAGCCCCUGGAUGCUCUUUAUAAAGAGAGGAAGAUCACCUCUGAAGAAGACCUGGUCAUCCUCAUUGAUGGACUUAAUGAGGCAGAGUUCCACAAGCCUGACUACGGAGACACCAUUGUGUCUUUCCUGAGUAAAACAGUAAACAAGUUUCCUCCCUGGCUCAAGCUUGUUGUGACAGUGAGGACCACGCUGCAGGAGAUCACCAAGCUGCUGCCUUUCCACCGGAUUUCCCUGGACGGGCUGGAGGAAAAUGACCCCAUCGACCAGGACCUGCAGGGGUACAUCCUGCACCGGAUCCACAGCAGCCCUGAGAUCCAGAACAACAUCUCCCUCAACGGCAAGAUGGACAACACCACGUUCGGAAAGCUCAGCUCCCACCUCAAGGCCCUGAGCCAGGGGUCCUACCUUUACCUGAAGCUCACCUUUGACCUCAUCGAGAAGGGCUACCUGGUCCUCAAAAGCUCCAGCUACAAGGUGGUGCCCGUGAACCUGGCGGAGGUCUACCUGCUGCAGUGCAACAUGCGCUUCCCCACGCAGUCGUCCUUCGAGCGGGCGCUGCCCCUGCUCAACGUGGCCGUGGCGUCCCUCCACCCGCUGAACGACGAGCAGAUCUACCAGGCCAUCAACGCCGGCUGGCUGGAGGGCACGCUGGACUGGGAGGACUUCCAUCAGCGCGUGGACAACCUGUCCGUGUUCCUGGUGAAGAGGAGAGACGGGACGCGCAUGUUCGUGCACCCCUCCUUCCGGGAGUGGCUGAUAUGGAGGGAGGAAGGAGAGAAGACCAAGUUCCUCUGCGACCCCAGGAGUGGGCACACCCUCCUGGCCUUCUGGUUCUGUCGCCAGCAGAACAAGCUGAACCGACAGCAGACCAUCGAGCUUGGCCACCACAUCCUUAAAGCACACAUCUUCAAGGGCCUGAGCAAGAGGGUUGGGGUCUCCUCAUCGAUCUUGCAAGGGCUCUGGGUGUCCUACAGCUCCGAGGGCCUGUCCACCGCGCUGUCGUCACUUCGAAACCUCUACACGCCCAACAUCAAGGUGAGCCGGCUGUUGAUGCUGGGCGGGGCCAACAUGAACUACCGUACGGAGGUCCUGGCCAACGCCCCGGUGCUGUGUGUGCAUGCCCACCUGGGCUACAUGGACAUGGUGGGGCUGCUGCUGGAGUACGGAGCCUGGGUGGAUGCCCCCUCAGAGAGAGGCCUCACCCCCCUGGGCUACGCAGCCUCCGCCGGACACAUGGCUAUCGUCACCACUCUGUGUCGCAAGAAAGCCAAGGUGGACCACCUGGAUAAGAACGGCCAGUGUGCCUUGGUGCAUGCAGCCCUCAGAGGACACCUGGAAGUGGUCAAGUACCUCAUCCAGUGUGACUGGGGCCUGGGAGGACAACAACAACUACAACAACAGCAGCAGCCAGCUGCCUUCAGUAAGAGCCAUGCAGUCCAGCAGGCUCUCGUUGCUGCGGCCAGCAUGGGCUAUACAGAGAUUGUGACCUAUCUGCUGGACCUGCCAGAGAAGGACGAGGAGGAGGUAGAGCGCGCUCAGAUCAACAACUUUGACACACUGUGGGGAGAGACAGCUCUGACGGCGGCGGCGGGACGGGGCCAGAUGGACGUGUGUCGUCUGCUCCUGGAGCAAGGGGCCGCCGCGGGGCAGCCUAACAGGCGAGGCAUCGUCCCCCUCUUCAGCGCCGUGCGGCAAGGCCACUGGCAGGUAGUGGACCUGCUCCUGACCCACGGGGCUGACAUGAACCUGGCGGACAAGCAGGGGCGCACCCCCCUGAUGAUGGCUGCCUCCGAGGGCCACCUGGACACGGUGGAGUUCUUACUGGUUCAGGGUGCCUCCCUGGCCAUGACGGACAAGGAGGGUCUGACUGCUCUGAGCUGGGCGUGUCUCAAGGGCCACCUGCCCGUGGUGCACUAUCUGGUGGAGCAGGGCGCGGCCACAGACCACGCUGACAAAAAUGGACGCACUCCCCUGGAUCUGGCGGCCUUUUAUGGAGACUCUGAGGUGGUGCAGUUCCUGGUGGAUCACGGGGCCAUGAUAGAACAGGUGGACUACAGUGGCAUGCGUCCUCUUGACCGGGCAGUGGGCUGCAGAAACACAUCCGUGGUUGUCACCUUGCUCAAGAAAGGAGCCAAGAUAGGUCCAGCCACAUGGGCAAUGGCCACCUCCAAACCUGACAUCAUGAUCAUCCUACUUAGCAAACUGAUUGAGGAAGGAGACAGUUUCUACAAGAAGGGGAAGGUGAAGGAGGCUGCACAGCGUUACCAGUGCGCCCUCAAAAAGUUCCCACGUGAAGGUUUCAGUGAGGACCUGAAAGCUUUCGGGGAGCUCAAAGUUUCUAUUUUCCUUAACCUGUCCAGAUGUCGGCGGAAAAUAUACGACUUUGGGAUGGCUGAAGAAUUUGCUACCAAGGCGUUGGAAUUGAAACCAAACUCCUACGAAGCUUACUAUGCCAGGGCUCGUGCCAAGCGUAGCAGCAGGCAGUUCCCCGAAGCCUUAGAGGACCUGAAUGAAGCCAUGAAGCACUGCCCCAACAACCGUGAGAUCCAGCGGCUGCUGCUACGGGUGGAGGAAGAGUGCCACCAGCUCAGUCUGGAGGAGCAGCAGGAGCUGGAGCCCCUCCCCUCACCGCCCCCGACUCCGCCCCCAGAGGAGGAGCUGAUCCUGGACAUGCCCCUCCCCCCUCCCCCAGAGCCAAGGCUGGAGGACAUGGAGUCCGUCCAGGAGCUGUUUGAGGAUGAGGACUACCUGGAGCAGGAGCUGGAGGCCUUGUCCAAUCCCUCCAGUCUGCCCAUCAUCCAGAGCCCCCCGCUCUCUCCCACCCACCAUGACCAGGUCUACCUUUCAGGGGGCUCCCCCCUGGGCCAGCCUUAUGACUACCAUCCCACCUCCAGCUCCAUGUCCUCGCCCACCCGUCAAACCUACCAGCCCAUUUCACCCUCCUUGUCCCCCACCCACCAGAAUUCCCACUACCGGCACAGCCCCCCACUCACCUCCCCAGUGAACCAGCCCUCCUAUCGUUUCAGCCCUCCACCAGAACAGCAGAGCCCCCCACCCUCCCCUCUGCGACGUGGGCCGCAGUACAGAGCCAGCCCCCCCGUGGACAGCGUUUGUAUGUACAGGUCUCAGUCGGGCUCUCCUGUGCGCUACCAACAGGAGCAGCUCCCCAGCCGGCCCAAAUCCCCCCUGUCUAAGAUGAGCAGUCAGAGGUCCUUCCAGCUGACCUCACAGGCCUCCCUGUCCUCCCAGCACCCCCAGGUACAGGGCCUGCGUCUGCAGCCCUCCAUGGCCCAGAUUGUUCGCACCAACCAGCCAAACAGUGGCUACGGCCAGAUGGGGCACCCCAUCAGCGGCCGCUACCAGGGGGGCUCUGUGGAUGUGGAGAGCCGGCUAGUUUACCAGCCCUCUUUGGACGGGCGUCCCAUGACCCAGGUGCAGGGCAGCCUGAGUGCUGGGGCCCUCUGUCAGCACGGGGGUCGAGGAGGGGUCAUGGAGUCAGGCCUGAUGAAGGACGAGUUACCCCAGCGCCCCUCCUCAGCCUACCGCGCCAGCAGUGGGGGCCCCGGGGGCAUCCGCUACAGCCAGACCCCCCAGAUAAGCCGUAGCCAGUCAGCCGCCUACUACCCUGUCUCAAAGCAUGAGCUGGAGUGCUCCAAUGCCCUGCCCCAGUGCCAGCUGGGCUCGCCCGAGAUCUCCCACAUGGUGAGACGCCCCAUCAGCGCCAACACUACCGAGAUCAAGCAUAACAUGUCCACUCCCAGGCCUCUCAUCCACUCCCAGAGCGUGAGCCUGCGCUUCUCCCCUUCCAGCAACAACAUCUCCACGGGUUCAACCUGCAAUCUAACCCCAGGCUUCAGGCCCUCCAACUCCAUUCAGCAGAUGGAGAUCCCAUUGCAGGCAGCAUAUGAGCGCUCCUGUGAUGACAUCUCGCCAAUCUCACCCUCACAGGGAGGUGGCGGGGGGCUUUACCAGGGCGAGACCACCCGCUCGAGGAACACGCCCUUCAUGGGUAUAAUAGACAAGACAGCACGGACUCAGCAGUACCUGCAGCAGCCGUCACGGCCCUGGGCCAUGACCUCCAUGGACUCGGCCAUCAGCCCCACGUCGCCUGGAAACCUGGUGACGCAGGGCUCCACCUACAGCCCUCCCACGUCGCUAGGCAACAUCGCCUACUACAACAAGACCAACAAUGCCCAGAAUGGACACCUGCUGGAAGAGGACUACUACUCCCCACAAUCCUCGCUGAGCAAGCUGGCGAACGGCUCUCGUGGAGGGGAUCUCCUGGAGAGGGUGAGCCAGGCACCCACCUACCCGGACGUCAAGAUGGCCAGAACUCUGCCAGUAGCACAGGCCUACCAGGACAACAUGUACCGGCAGCUGUCCCGCGACUCGAGGCAGGGCCCUCCGUCCCCCAUCAAACCAAAGAGACCGUUCGUGGAGUCGAAUGUGUGAGGGGGUGUGUGGGAUAGGGUGUGAGUGAAGGUGUGCGAGUGUGAGAGGUGUGUGCGGGGAUGGGGAGGGAGGUAGUCAUCAUUUCUGACCUUGGUAUCUGAUGGAUUCAUUCAAAACAACUCUGACUUACUGUACUAUCACAUACGGACAAACAUUGGCAGUCAGUUAGACUUACAGAUUAACUACUUACAGAGAAGCAAGAAGUGGUGACAUUUCAAACUCUGCACAUAAACGGGAGAGUUCUUGGUAAAGAGAUAUGUCUACACUAAAACAGAGCCAUGUGCACUUCCACAGGGAGCGAGUGAGGUCAUACUACUGUGUGUAGUUUGUAGGCCAGAUACUUCCUGAACCUUUGGACUCCAUGUUCUAUCCUUAGUAUACAAAGUGUGCUCUUAAUCAAGGUUGCUAGGCUCUAUGUAAUACAACAUUAAUAUAUGUUGAGUACUGUAAAUUGCUCACAGAUUUCAAGCAAACCCACAGUACUAUAUACGUAAAUAUAUAUAAACAAACAGUUUGUGUUUGAAUUGUAUUCUUGUUUCUCCCAGUCUUAAGCUAUUUUGUUUCAUACUGGGAAAGGGUAUUUUAAAGAAAACAUGGUGGAAAUGAGGGCCAUUCAUAAUCUAUGAAUUAUGAGUUUCAUUUAAUUGUAUUUGUCAUAUUUGCUUUACCAUGUUCUGUUGUGACAUGUAUUUGUUUUUGUCACAGUACAUGUACUCAUAUUCAGCUUAGGUAUUAAUACAUUAUACUUAAAUGUACUGAACACAACUCAUAAUAUACCUUUAGUAUGAUGAACAACUGUCUAACUGCCAUGGUCUGAGUCCCUUCACUUGUUUCCCAUAACCUCUAAGAAAAGCCAGAAACAAUGACACACCUUUGAAUACUUGCAAAACAGUGUGCUUGUAUAAUGUCAUUAUUUUUAAAUGCUUUCAAGCUUUGCAGUAUUCAAACUAUGGUUUUGAGAUAGUAAUGAACUGAACUGUAUCAGACACAGAAUUUUAGGCUGGUAAAUAUUUAUUGUAUUUUCUCAUCACUACAUAAAUUAAUUCAUAUAAUUUGUUGAUGGAUAAUCCAUAUUGUUUUUUGUUUGUUUUUAAUAUUCAGGUUUAAAUUACAUAGCUAGCAGUGAAGGUCACGUAAGCGCCAAAGUUAGGAGGUCCUCUUGCAUUUACCACUAUGGAGAGGUAAUGUCAGAGUACAGAUGUAUUAUUUGAAGACAAUGUGAAGUAUUUAAACUGAAUUGGGUAUCUCUCCUUUCUUUUAUAUUUUAAUUUUGUAUUAUUCAACCCUUUCUGCACUACUGCCUGUGAAGUUCUUAACUAAAGGUGCACUUUACGUAUUUAAUUAUUUUAUUGUUAUGACUGACUUUGAAUUUAGAUUACAGUAAGUGGAUGUGUGUAGGUCAGAUGGGCCUACAAUGGACAUUUGAUAAAGGAUUACUAUUGUUUGAAGGAAAAGGAAGUAGAAAUGAAUCAUAACAUAAAGAACAUUGUUUUUAAAUAUAUAGAGAUGUAUAGUAUGUACUAUAUAGCACAACUUGUAUUGGCUGUAUAUACCGUCUGAAAUAUCGCACUCAACCCAACUCCAGAUUCUCUCAAAGGCAGGUCUUUUCCAAACGUCUUUUAUGAUGUUAGACCAGCAGUCUCUUUCUCAGAACCAUUGUUCCAUCCUCAAACAUAUUCAUGCAAGAAAACAAACUGUCUAAUUUGUGCAAUUAUGUCCAAAAUAAUCUCCUACAAAGGAUCCAUUCACCACAAACAUAUUUUUAUAUUUGCCGACGGAGUGGGUUUAGAGUGCUGAACUGAGAGGCAGAGUGAGUUAGCUGUUAAAAGGGAGUUUAAUAAAAUUGUUCCCAACCCACACUGCAACUCAUGGAGUUACACAAGGCACACAGACAGACAGACAGACAUACAGACAGGCGGGAUUUACUUUGGACAUAGUAAAGCGAGGUAGGCCAUAGUGUUGCCAGUGAACUGCACUGCUCUGUCCUCAUCACAGAAAAGCCCUGUCCUGAUUGGAGAACAGAAUAGCCCUGCCCUGAUUGGAGAACAGUCUGCAGAGACCCUGUGUGACUCCCCCAGUUAUAUAUGUUAUUGAGAGGUAUCUAACAGUUAUUUAUUCAAUCAAAUGUAUGAAUUGUAAUAUUCUUUCAGAAGCAUUACCCUUGAGAACCUAGGGUAUUUGUUUGAUGUAAAUGAGUUUGCUGUAUAUAGCCUAAUGCAUGUACUAUGAUUUAAUUGAGCUCUAACAAAAACCCAUCUGGUAUGUAUAGUGUCCUGAUUCUGGUGAUACUCAGUUGGGGUAUGGGAUAACAGUAGGAAGACAGUUGUCCUGAAAUGUUCCUUAUCCAUUUCCUUCAAUCUCAUUUGACAGACGCCGACAAACUGAAGUUUUCUAUUUUUUAUUUUGUUUUAAUGUAUUUGCUUGCUAAGCAGAGUUCUCUUGUCUGUACAUGUGGGCUUUCAGAGCGCUGUGAUAAAAAGUUUAAUUGAAAACAAUAAUAAAAAGAAUGUGUUUCUAUUCCAUGA
Messenger RNA from Hypomesus transpacificus, 9898 nucleotides. It is a transcript of the gene tanc2b, whose product is annotated as tetratricopeptide repeat, ankyrin repeat and coiled-coil containing 2b. The transcript is spliced from 20 exons. Gene Ontology annotation, cellular component: dendritic spine. Gene Ontology annotation, biological process: regulation of dendritic spine morphogenesis. NCBI's taxonomy places the organism in Eukaryota, Metazoa, Chordata, Actinopteri, Osmeriformes, Osmeridae. The coding region runs from base 2070 to 7373 and encodes 1767 amino acids. The record is from RefSeq and is a predicted model, not a curated record. Gene Ontology annotation, molecular function: protein binding.